This is a messenger RNA of Triticum dicoccoides, 1872 nucleotides long. RefSeq lists its product as uncharacterized. The record is from RefSeq and is a predicted model, not a curated record. Lineage: Eukaryota; Viridiplantae; Streptophyta; Magnoliopsida; Poales; Poaceae. The transcript has 11 exons. The coding region runs from base 152 to 1390 and encodes 412 amino acids.
CAGCUGUUGGUGUUGGGCGCCAUUUUCUUUUCCAGGAGCUUCUCUUCCCAGGCGACACACGCCUGCUCCUCCACCGUCUUCAUUCCUCGUCGUCGUCGAGGGCCGGCAGCGUCGACUGGCAGUGACCACAGCAGGAGAUAGGUUUUGACAGAUGGGGUGCUUCAGCUCCAAGCCGGAUGACGCCAGCGUGCUGAUCAGGAGGCGGCCCGCCAGCAUCGGCGAGGUGGCCGUCUUCGUGCCGGGGCUGCGCGUCCCCGAGCCCCUGGAGCUGCCCCCGCCGCUCGCCGACAGCCUCCCCAGGCGGCUCACUGAGCGGCUGGCCGCGUCAAGGGACCGCAUCGCCAACAUGGCCGCCCGCGAGGCGCUCGCCGUCACCAAGCCCCGCAGGCGUGCCGCCACCCAGCAUGGGGCGUCAACGUCGGCUGAUCUUGUGCAGGCCUUGGAAGAGUACCUGCCAGUUAUUCUGGGGAUGGCAAAAGAUGGGAGCGAGCUCGAGGACAAGAUACAGUUUGCAUGGAUGAACCAAGAAGAUGAUGCAGAGGAGACAGCACUGCCCAGCGCCUGGUACGAGGUGCUGUCGGUUCUGCACAUGAUGGCCAUGCUCCGUUUAUCACAAGCAAACUCCCUGCUACUGCCAAAGACGUCUCUUGAAGGAUACCAUGCCAAAGUAUCUGAAGAGAACAAACGGGCUUCUGUCGAGAUAUUCCUCAAGGCGGCCGGGCACCUGGAGUGCGCCAUGCAGAAUGUUCUUCCCAGGAUGUCGCCCGAAAAGAGGAAAGGUCUUCCCGUGGACCUGUCUGAAGGGGUCCUGAAAGCUACCUGCAUGCAAGCACUCGGUCAGGCAAUUGAUGUUCAACUUGGGUUGGCAAUUGACAGUCCAAAGGCUACCCUGGCUGUCAAAAGGAGGCUGGCAUGUGAGAUGGUCAAGUGCUGGCAGCAGGCACAUGAAAGCAUCGCGGACAUACCUCUGCUCGACGGCUGGGGUGAAAAGCACAGGCUCUUUGUCAAGUGGAAGCACAUGGAAGCAAAAGCUGCGGCGUAUUACUACCACGGGCUUAUCCUCGACGAAGGCAACACCGAGAAGUCCCACCGGGCGGCCGUGGCGGCGCUGCAGUCCGCGGAGGAGUCCCUGAGGGAGAGCAGGGCCGUCUGCGAGGCCUUCCACACCACAUCCCCCUUUUCAAGGAGCCCGACCCUAUGGGGCUCGAUGAAGUACCUCCACGACAAGAUCCACAAGGACUCCAACUGCAAAGUCCGCAUCAACAAGGACCUCUACAGCAAUGUUGACAGGACACAUGACAUGGUGCCGGCUCUGCCGGAUUUCGCGGUGGCCCUUCAGCCGGAGGAGUACCGGCUUCCUCGCACAGACGCUGCUUCUGCAAAUGACUAGCUGCUAGCUGAAGCAUGUCUGUAUGCUGGUCCUUGAUUCACUGGAUCCUAAUUAAGCAGCUUUAUGUGUACCUUCCCGUCGAUGGAUGGACGAUUAAUUUGUGACUGAAUCAGAAGAUGAACUGAACCGCACACUCUGGAAAUGCCAGUCACAGAAAGGAAUAACAUUCUUGAGCUAGUUUCAUCAACCGAAAUAGAAUAAUUGCCAUGUGUUCUUCUGCAAGGAUGUACCUGUCCACCUCCACAUCUCUAACUAGUAUCACAAACACCAGAUCACUUGUAGAAAGGGCUACAAGGCACAACAUUGCCGAAGAUGGAGGACACAAGACCAUCAAACGGGGAGUAGGAAAAUGCCGCUGUAAAUGUCACACCAACAAUAUGUAUUCUCCACUGAAGCAGCAUAGAAAAACCAGUAGUGAGGCGUCCAGUGUACCGUGACAAAUAAGUUUCAUGACUCCAGGAUCCCACCGUGUCGCAGUUGCA